This is a messenger RNA of Paramuricea clavata, 1575 nucleotides long. The record is from the annotation of a GenBank genome assembly. Lineage: Eukaryota; Metazoa; Cnidaria; Anthozoa; Malacalcyonacea; Plexauridae.
AUGUUGGCUUGUUCACGAGGCUUUUCUGAAGCAUUAGAAAGACUUUUUGUAGAACAAUAUCUACCGACCAUGCCAAAAAAAGUCGAGGAGUGCGCACAAAGUAACCUCGCGCAAGCAACGAGUUUAACCAACAUUCUUAACGAUGACACUGUUAAAGAAUAUGUUGAUCAAUGUCAAAUACAGAAAACCAAAUGUUUGAAUGGAGAAUUCGGUAAAACACCGCAGUUUUGGGCAAAGUAUAUGGAGCUUGUUGAUCGUCAGCAGAAAUUGCACUUUUCCGUCAAUACGAAUGAUUAUGACCUGAGAAUGCUCAUUUGGAAAGAAUCUUUGCCUUUGUGCUUUGCUACCAAUCGGGUUCAUUAUGCUCGCUAUGGCACAUAUUAUGUAAGUGGUUUAGAAUGUAUUGACAGCACUCAUCCAGGAGCAAGACAGGAGAUCGAAGAUCUUGGUUUGUCGGUGCGGAGAAAUCAACUUGGCAUAGGACAGUCAAUCGACAUGGCAGGCGAACAAAGCUACAUGAGAAAUGCAAAGACUGCAGGUACAUACUUCAUACUCAUGAAUUCAAAAAGUAAUAAUCUUAAAUAUUUCAGCCAUGCAUCUCCUGAAACAAUAUUUCCUUAUAGGUGGCAACCGUCGUACAUUUAUACUUGAUAUUUAUUACCAUUCUCCGUCUUUUUAGGGGGAAUCACGCAAUUUGCUGCAAAGGAAAGUACUGUAACAAAGUGGGUCAUGAACAGGCCAUACCAAACCAAGUUUGUUGAAUCGUUACUGGAGCUAUCCGGAGUGUGCACUACAAUGUCAAAUCCACGAAAAUGUCUGCGAAGCAGUGAAAUUCUGAAGUCGAAUAAGAUGGUGGAAGGAAUCAUGGUGGUAUUGAAGACACAAUUCAUCAAUCCCUUCCAUGCUGACCUUGAUAAAGAUAAGUUGUUCAAUUUGAUUUCCGGGUAUCCAGCUCCAGAGAACGUGUGUGAAUGUCUACUUGCACUUGAAUCGAGGGGAAAGGAGCUAAUGGACGAAUUUCAGGACAGAAUUACCACAGAGUCAGCAGAAUCACCUGGAGCAGAUUUCUUUAGCCCAAUCAAGAGAGAGAAGCUCGAGACCUUCAAGAAUUUGGCAGUAAAGACCAAGAUAAAGAACAAGGGAAGGAUCAAGGAACUCACAUAUCGGAGAGAUAUCUUGGGGAUGUUAGUUGCGUAUUCUAACAAGCACGAGUCAGGUAUUGAUCUUGAGAAAGUACUCUGCUUUCCUCUUGCACCCGUUUCGAUCCCGCCAUGCACACCAGAUGGCGCAAUACGAAAAACCGUCAAAAGCAAAUUGUACCACGCCUCCAUGAGCGACCUGACUGUUGUAAGCCACGACUCACUACCACCCGCUUCGACAAUGAGAACAUACUUGUUAGAUCUCGCCGCUGCGAUACGUAGUCUGAUCUUCACUGGAUCUACGAUUAGAGAAAUGACAUCUCAAAUAAUAGCCACUGUUCCUUCUCAGUACACGACUAUCUACAUCAUGGCCAGAAAUCACGGACAGUCAGCUGUUUUAAUUGCGGGCGCAGAAACUGUUCCCACGCGCGCGUGA